Messenger RNA from Grus americana (Whooping crane), 3163 nucleotides. RefSeq names its product translin associated factor X (gene TSNAX). Bases 942 to 1706 code for a protein of 254 amino acids. Gene Ontology annotation, molecular function: RNA endonuclease activity; sequence-specific DNA binding; RNA binding. The transcript has 6 exons. Gene Ontology annotation, cellular component: nucleus; cytoplasm. NCBI's taxonomy places the organism in Eukaryota, Metazoa, Chordata, Aves, Gruiformes, Gruidae. The record is from RefSeq and is a predicted model, not a curated record.
GCCGCGCCGCGCGGAGGGGGCCGAUCGGCCCUACCGCACCGCCGCAGCCGCGGGUCCCGGCCCAGGCGUCGAGCGCACGGACAGGCCUCGGGCCGUGGCCGGGCGGUCUCGGCCGGGGCGCCCCCGCGGCGGCGGUAGGGCAGGCGGAAGCCGCUUUCCGAGGAGUGCGGCCUCUCCGGCCGCCUCCGCCGCGGACCCACGCCCGCCAGGGAUGGGGGGAAACUCAGCUGGGGGCGGAGGGCACCAGUCUGGGCUGCCCGAGACACCCCCGCCGUCUCUGGGCGGGCGGUGGGCGGCUAGUCCGUGGGUGCCCUCAUCCUUGUCCCCAGCGGCGAGCUGCGCCGUUGCCUCCGAGGGCUGAGCGGAGCCCGGGUGCGGGCCCGCCGCAGGUGAGGCGGCGGCGGCGGCCCCGAGGAGCAGGAGGGGCGCCGGGCUGACAUGGAAGCCGGGCGCUGUGACCUUGAGUGACAGGGAGGGGCGGCGGCACCCGGCCACAGUGGAGGGCCAUGUUUUGUCACUCCCGUAGGCCCCAAAAUAUCCCCGUGGAUAGCUGGCAGAGCAGGACAUCCGUCAUAAAUAACAUGUGGCUUGUGUCCCACCUAACUCAGCGGUAACGAAAGCCGGAGUCCGGCCAGUUAAGAAAAAAAAAAAAAAGCAAAAUACAGGAAGAAAGAGCAGGUGAUGUGGCUGCUGAAAUGAGGAGUUGGGCUCAGCACCGUGAUCAGCAUGGCAAAACCCUUGACAGGAAAAGGAAGCUGGUUUGGCAGAGCAGCACCAGUGGAGGGACGAAGGUCCCGACACAGUCACAUCGGCUAUGAGAAGCCACAUGAGGAUCUGGACUCCUCUGAGGAUCAGGUGGGUUCAGAAAACGAAAGCAUGACAAUUUUCCACAUGGUCAAAGAAAAGAGGAAAAAGAGAAUGUUAAUCCAUCUUCAGCUUUGAUGACGUCUUUUAAGUCGUUUCAGCUGGAGCUCGACACCAGGCAUGAUAAAUAUGAACGGCUUGUGAAGCUCAGUCGUGAUAUAACUAUCGAAAGCAAAAGAACAAUAUUUCUGCUCCACAGGUUUACCAGUGCUCCCAACGGGGAAGAAAUACUAAAUGAAUCUGAAGUCAAGCUAGAUGCUGUCCGACGGAAGAUUAAGCAGGUUGCACAAGAACUGAUUGGAGAAGACAUGUAUCAGUUCCACAGGGCUAUAUCUCCAGGACUUCAAGAAUAUGUUGAGGCAGUCUCAUUUCAGUAUUUUAUCAAAACACGAUCUUUGAUUAGUGUUGAAGAGAUCAACAAACAACUAAUAUUUACAGUGGAAAACAGAGAAGAAACAACAAACAUGACCUCCAAUUCCCAUGAUAAGCAACCCCACACUUGGAGCCUGAAGGUAACACCAGUGGAUUACCUGCUGGGAGUGGCUGAUCUAACUGGAGAGCUGAUGCGGCUGUGCAUCAGCAGUGUUGGAAAUGGUGACAUAGACACGCCUUUUGAACUGAGCCAGUUCUUACGUCAGAUUUAUGAUGGUUUUACUUUCAUUGGCAACACUGGACCGUACGAAGUAUCUAAGAAGCUGUAUACCUUGAAACAGAGUCUGGCAAAAGUAGAGAAUGCCUGCUAUACAUUAAAAGUACGGGGAUCUGAAAUCCCAAAGCACAUGCUGGCUGAUGUGUUCUCCACCAAAACGGAAUUGAUUGACCAAGAGGAGGGUCUUUCUUAAAAUAAAAAGACUGUCACAACUGAGAAGGGAAGAGGACUUAGAGAAAACUUCUUAGUUUUGGUUUGUGGGGUUUUGAUCCUUCUGAAAGCUUUUUAGGUAGAGACAUUUUUAGUUUUAUCUAUGAGAAGAUUGUUUGCAGUGGUAAUUUGUAACCAAAAAUACUUUUUAUGAUGUGCAAGAGAACAAAUGUUUGACUUUGUCCUCUCAGUAUGGAAUUUCCUGUAUUGCUCCAUUGUAUCUUCUUUCAGAAUGACCAAAAUUUCCACUGCACCCUACACCAGUGACUGUCAGUUGUGUGAGUCACCUCAAACUGUUGUGGAUGCUGUUAUCAGUUUUCAGCAAGCACAGCAGUGGAAAAAAACGGUUAGGUACUGUUAUUUAGCAUUAUCCAUAGGUUUCUGCUGACCCCUGUUUUCUGAGUAUUUGGGUUCUAUACUCAUGCCAUACCUAAAAUGAUGCACCUAUGUAUAUAUAAGUUCAUCCCUUGACCUGAAAGUGAGGUGGACUCAAAGGUGCCAUGCAACUUAAGUUUUUUCUGAUUACCACUUUUGAGCAUGAAACUGAAGCUAAAUUAACUUUUUACCAAUUGAUAAUGAAGCUAAUUACACCAGAUAAAUACUGCUGUGUGCUCAUUCUUUUGGGGUCCGUUUAAAUUGAGCUCUGUUCAAAUUAACACUGGUACUUCACAGUUUUGACAUGAGCUAGAAAAUCCACAAAAAACAAACUGUGGAAUGUAUUGGGUUACAUUUUUUGUAAUACACUUUAAUGCAGAAUCUGACAUCUUUCUGUUUGUAGACAAAAGCAGAAGACCUAUCAACUAUGUUUAACAUGAAUAAUUUGGUGUUAGGACAAGUAGUUUUUGGCCAAAACAAACGCGGGGUGGUGUUGGAAGUCUGUUCUCUAUUGUUUGUGCUGCCCUGAGGACCUCCAGUGGGGUUGAACUGGUACAAGUGAAAAAGGGCUGGCCAAGCUUUAAAUAUCUGUUAGCAGGAACUAUAUCAUGUGCAUGUUCCUAUGGAAAGGAAAUUGCAAACAGAAAUAAGGCAGACAUUCUGACUUCCACAUUUAUCUUUGAGGUGGGUAUGUCACCAUUGGCAAAAAAUCAGGGCUUUCUGCCGGUGUCUGAAGUUAUGAAAGUCUGAUAAUGUACAUUAUGCUAAAGGAAAACAGAUAAAACAACAUGAUCUUUAGACUCCAGGAAAUAGGCCUCCCAACUGCAAUUGAAAAUACUGCAUGUUUUUUAUUUCCACUUCCAUAUGCUGUGAUACUGCCAAUAUUUUUCCCAUGAGCAUGUCCUGAGAAGCUGGUAUUAUCUGAUAUAUGGAUAGGAAUGGGUAAAUACAUUUUUGUCACAUUUUUCCAUUGUUUCCAUAUAAAGCAAUAUGUGGUGGGUUGAAAAAGGAGUGGCUUUUUUCCUAUUGUUUAAUACUAUUUUUUACAAUAAAUUCUGAAAAGCA